Molecule: messenger RNA, 1578 nt
Organism: Penicillium pulvis
Lineage: Eukaryota; Fungi; Ascomycota; Eurotiomycetes; Eurotiales; Aspergillaceae
Exons: 1
Coding region: 1-1578 (525 amino acids)
Source: RefSeq, a predicted model, not a curated record
AUGACGGAACAGACAGAUCCAAUCAGACUUCAUAUCAGCCCUUUGACUCCCGACAUUCUCCCAGCGGUCCUACCGGCAUCCGUUCGCGCAACGGCCACCGAUAUCUCAUACCAUACCAUUUCCACCUUCCCCGAGAACAGUUACGGAUUCGUUACUCUGCCAAAGAUGGACGCCGAGAAGAUCAAGAAGAAGCUCAAUGGGUCGAUCCUGAAGGGAAAGAAGUUCAAGGUGGACACAGCUCGCCCAUCCAAGCGGCCACUUGAGAAAGAAGAUGCCGAACCUGAAGCUCCCAAGGAAAAGAAGAAGUCGAAGAAGAGCAAGUCAAAAGACGAGACACUAGAUGGCUUUGAGCUCCCCUCCGACCGGAAAGUGAAGAGAGGUUGGACCGAACCCAAAUCCGCCAAAGACAAGCGGAAGUACGAAAAGAAAAAGAGCAAGGACGAUAAGAAGGAAAAACUUCAACCCAAAUCCAAGUACACUGAGAAAGCUGAAUGCUUAUUCCGCACAAAACUUCCGCCUAAUCGCGCCUCCGAGGCUGCUGCCGACGACAAGAAGGCCAAGAAGAAGCAGAAAGGUUCAGAGUCUGUGGUACACGAGUUUGCCAAAGCUACCACCUACCCUAGCUUCCUCCGUUCCUCAGGAGAUGACACCCCAAAGACAGCUACUUUCGACGAGGAGAAGGGCUGGGUGGACACUAUGGGCAGUGUGAAGGAACCUGUCAGUGAGAAGGCUCGGAAGAAGGAUUAUCGGCCUGGCAAGGUUCCUGGAGUGAAAGAGAAGAAACCUAUCCGCAAGGCCCCAGUUGAAAGCCCCAAAGCCAAAGCACAAGAUCCCGAAUCUUCUGCCGAGUCUGAAGACUGGACAUCAUCAAGCGGUUCUUCAGAUGAAGGUUCGGAUUCGGAGAGCGAAAGUGAGAGCGAGAGUGAGGCCAGCAGCUCUGAUGACUCUGUUUUAGAGUCCGACGCGGACGAAGCCAUUCCCGCUGAAAAAGAAUCCUCACCAGAGAGCACAAAACAAAACGAUAUUACCAUGACCACCAAUGAAACGAAUCCCGAAUCAGCCAGGGAGCCCGCUCAAGAGACCGAGGCAUUGCCCCAAGAACCCAAAGAAGUUCACCCUUUGGAGGCUCUUUUCAAGCGAUCCGCCCCCACAAAGUCAGAACAACAGGUUCCAGCACCCACUGAGGCCGGAUUUAGCUUCUUUGGCAACAACGACGAUAUUGAGUCUGAGGAUGAGUCCAGAGGCCCCGAGCCCCAGACUCCCUUUACACCUUUUGGCAAGAGGGAUCUACAGGAUCGUGGUAUGCGGAGUGCAGCUCCCACCCCGGACACAGCGGCCGCUAGUCGGCACAUGCAGUGGAACGAUGAGGACAUGGAGGACGAAGACAUUACGAUUGAUACCCCAGUCUCGAAAUCGCGAACGGAAGGAUCUGGCGACAAAGACGAGACUGAAUUUGCGAAAUGGUUCUGGGAAAAUCGGGGAGACAACAACCGGGCAUGGAAAAAGAGACGGCGUGAUGCAGCCAAGGAGCAGAGACAGAGAGAGAACCGGAAGAAGGGAAUGAAGGGAAGAUCAUGA